Messenger RNA from Cuscuta campestris, 2828 nucleotides. The record is from the annotation of a GenBank genome assembly. Lineage: Eukaryota; Viridiplantae; Streptophyta; Magnoliopsida; Solanales; Convolvulaceae.
CAGUGAACCAGGUUGCUACUAAAUUGGUAUCUAAACACGACUUACUUUCAAAACAAUUUUAAAUACAUACUUCAAAAUAUAAUUUAAAACAUUCAUCGGAGUACUUAAAAUGUAAUGCGGAAGCUUAAGUCAUUAUUAAAAUGACAUGGGAAUUAAGCCCGUAAAACUAAUAGGUCAUUUUGUAAUUAAUAAGAAUUCAAAAUCUUCAAUUAUGCCCAUGCACAUCUCUUCGUAUUCAUUGCCCUCCGCGAUAGGCUUCAGGUUCAUCCUGUACCUGAUUGCCUACGUGUAGUAAAAUAACAAACACCACACGCUCAGCAUAGAAGUUAAGUGAGAAACAUCUAACACAUGUUUUGCACUUCCUUGAAUUUGUUGAAGUUUAGUCUUGAUAUCAUGACUAAUUGGGUCGUCUUUGUGGGCUUCUUUGAUUCUCUUGACUGCAUUAGUGGAGUCUAGGUGUAGGUUGAGGCCCCCCUUCACGAUUGUUGUGGCCCAUGAAAGGCCCAUGAGCACAGCUUCCAGUUCUCUGUCCACCACACUGGCUGUUUCCCGGAGUUUGCAAGUCUUGCCGCUGAGGAAUCGACCCUCUUCUGAACGUAGGAUUGCUCCUCCCACCAUGAUUCCCUUUCCAACAGCCACGUCCGUGUUCAGCAUGAUUCCAAUGACCUUCCAUUUGAAGCUCAUAGGUGAUGAUGCCUGGGAUAAUCUUCCUCUGCUCAUUGGUGUGAUGUUCCCUGCUUCUCCACCAGGAAGAUUGGAACUCAUCAGAUCUGUGAUCCAAGGAAUUGAAGGCUUCUGGUUCCAAGCUUUCCCUAUUCAUAAAUCUGUCUUGGAUAGGAUAACCUCCCUUUGUAGAACUUUCCUUUGGGGGAGUAAGUUCUGUAAGGUUGCUUGGGAGGAUAUCUGCAAGCCCAAGGAUGAAGGGGGGCUUGGUUUGAAUCAGCCCAUAAUCUGGAAUCAGGCACUUUUGAGCAAGAACCUGUGGAAUAUUGCCUCUAACAAGGAAACCCUGUGGGUGCAAUGGGUUCAUUCUGUUUAUCUUGAUGGCAAUGACUUUUGGACUUGGAGUCCUAGGAAGAAGGACUCCCACUUUUUCAAGAAGCUGACUGAAAUCAGAGACAUGCUAUUACUCAAGUGUGGGAACAGAUGGGAACUUGAGAACCAACUCUGUGAUUUGGGUGAAAUAUCAGCUACCAAAGUUUAUGAUCUACUUAGAACCAGGGCUGAGGGCCUGAUGCUUUUCCUUACUGGAAGCUGUGAACUCGCCCAGGCUUUGCAAGCAGAAUGGACAUGGAUCUGUGAUGCUGUGUUGCUGAUUUCUCUGUCUGAGGGUGGGGGAGGUGUGUUAAGAGGGCUAGUGGGGGUUUUGGGUUGUGAGGGAGAUGUGUUAAGAGGAUCAGUGGUGGGUGGGCUGCCUGGUGGGUUGGUGCUGAUUGGGAAGUUAGGUGGCUCGGGCUUGCUCCCAAAGAAGAAGGAACCUACUAAGGCCUUAGAGAAUCUAGAGGCCAGUAGGGUGACUUCUUCCUCUGAAAAGGAGACGCAAGGGAGACCUUUAAGCCGUUCAACUGGUGUUAUUGAAGGUGGAAGUUGUAUUGCUGGUGGUCUGAGCUGCUGGAGAUGGAACAUUUUUGGAGGGAAGAUGCUUGGAGGACGAUAUCAUUUGUGGUUUGAUAUGGAUACCAUCAAUUGGAUUUUGGAUUCAUUGUCUCUGAUUUCCAAAAGGAGAUGCUGGGUGACCUCUUUGCAAGAUUCUAAUAGAAGAAUUGAGGUAAGACAGGGCUUUAAUAGGAGAGGAAACUAUAUCCAAAUCAUAGAGAGAAGAAGCAGAGAGGGUAUGAGGUUUUUACUGGUCCCCUUUGAUUCGGGGAAGGAUGGACCAAUUCUUUUCAUUCGGGCACUCUCCUCUUUCAUUCAAAGAGCUUCCAAAUCCGAAACUAACCCGGUGCAAGAUAUGGACCAAUCGCUCUCCCCAACCCCCGACAUGGAACUUGCCACAUCCCUACCUUCUCAAAUGUAUGGAACAGAGGAGGAUGAUAUCAAUACAUCAUCUUUUAAAGGGAAUGGAGGGUCAGAGUUGAUUCCUACUCCUUUACCAGAAUCUAUACAAACUGAGAGACAUAUGGUUAUCUAUGAAGGAACAGAACCUAAAUUCAACAUUUCCAAAACCUACACAGAUCUGUUUACACAUCUUUCAAGAAAGAUGUUGUCCCCUUAUGCUCCUUUGUUCGUUCCACUUUCAUAUAACCCUUUUGCUGCUCUCGACAACCAGGAUCAUGAACAGGACAAACUUGCUGCCUGCUUGGAGGAUGAAGACCUUUUCUCAAAGCUAAAUGAACAAAGCAUGGUUCUUAGCCUUAAUGCAGUGGAGGAUCACACAAAGGAAAGGGACGGCCUCAUUCUUUAUACCCAUUCAGAGGGGGAAGACAUAGUGUUCAUUGACUCAAUACGCAAACCUCUUCAAAUUGACCUCUCAAGAUGCUCCAAACAUCCUCUCUACCUGCGAAAGGAACUUAAGGGCAGAAAGAUUUACUCCCCAUCACAAAUAGUUACAAGAAGUAAGGCUAAAUUGCUUGAAAUAGGGAGGAGGAUCACUCCUAUUGGCUGGGAGGAGGAAGAAGAUCUUAUUGAUCCACAGGAGUCCCAUGAAGAGGAGUUGGUUCUCUUUGAAUACUUGGAUAGAAAGGAAGGUUUUCCUAUGUCGCAGAUCAGGAUGGGUUGGGCUGGUGAUCUCCCAACAAAUUAGACUUCUUUGAAUUAGAAUUCUAGUCUUUGAAGUUUGGACUGAAAUUUGGAAGUAUCAAAGUACUUCUGGUGGCUUCUGAUUUUCU